AUGAUAAGACCGAAACAACAAGGUGGUUUUGGGCUAGGAGACUUAAGAAGUACUAACCUCGCUUUAUUGAUAAAGUGGUGGUGGAAAUUUAAGACGAAACCGGAAGAGCUGUGGGUAAAAGUAAUAAAAUCGAUUCACGGGAGUAACAAGAGCCACAAAAUAAUCCCUAUUAAGAAUAAAUUCGCAGGUAUCUGGAAAGAUAUUGUGAGUGCAGGUAAUGAACUUGGACGCAUUGGGAUUUCGGUUUCAGAAGAGAUAAUAGCGGAAACGGGAUCAGGGAAUGAAGUCAAGUUUUGGAUUGAUAACUGCGAGAAUCAAUGGAAUUUAGGGUGGUUAAGACCUCCAAAUUCCGAAGAAGAAUGGGCUCAGUGGACGAUCAUGUUACACUUGCUGAACAAUGUAAAAUUCAAACCAGGAGCGGAUAGAUGGGUGUGGAAGUCAAAUGAUAAAGGAGAAUUCUCAGUAGCGGCGGUCAGAAAUCAAAUAACAAAUCAAGAUGGAGCGGUAAUGGAAGAAGAAUGGAAGCAUUGGAACAGGUGGAUUCCUCCGAAAGUAAACUAUUUUACGUGGAGAGCAAUGUUAAAGAGGAUCCCGGUUAAAAAGGAACUUAUCAAGAAAAGGAUACCAAUUAACAAUCAUCUUUGUUCAAGAUGUGAGGCUAAUGAAGAAACUGUAGAUCAUGUCAUUUGUGGAUGCAGCAAGUCAAAAACAAUUUGGAAUGCAAUCCUUGUCUGGCUGAAAUUAUCAUCAUCUACCGAGUUCCGAGGAGUAAAAGAUGCUUUAGCAUAUGUCGACGGCUUAUCAGGAUCGAAGGAAUGGAAGAAGGUAAUCAAUGCGGUAUUUCAAACAACCAUGUGGAACGUGUGGAAGGCUCGGAAUGAAAAAGAGUUUGAAGGGAACAUCAGGUCUGGGAUCAACAUAGCGGAGACAAUAAUGACAGAUAGUUUCGUUUGGCUGAAAAGUAGAUCGAAAUUUCACGACUUAAUUUGGGAGAGAUGGGUGGACUUUAACAUUCGAGAUAUAGAGAAAUAA
Messenger RNA from Helianthus annuus (common sunflower), 1032 nucleotides. RefSeq lists its product as uncharacterized. The coding region runs from base 1 to 1032 and encodes 343 amino acids. The transcript has 2 exons. The record is from RefSeq and is a predicted model, not a curated record. NCBI's taxonomy places the organism in Eukaryota, Viridiplantae, Streptophyta, Magnoliopsida, Asterales, Asteraceae.